Malus domestica (apple) is the source of this 2168-nucleotide messenger RNA. NCBI's taxonomy places the organism in Eukaryota, Viridiplantae, Streptophyta, Magnoliopsida, Rosales, Rosaceae. The record is from RefSeq and is a predicted model, not a curated record.
UUUUUAUAAGUAAAAAAAAAAUCAUAUUGUCGAGUAUAGGGGCAAUGAAUUAUGAACAACUCAACUAAUUUGUUGGUUGGAGGAGUCGAACCCAAGACACCGACGUGAAACCAAAUGCCGCGACCACCGAUGCAUCUGACGAACCCUAAUCCCUAAACCCCUAAACCCCUCGCCCCCAAUUUUUGAACUCGCAGAACCGAUAGCUAUAUAUAGUCCCCAAAAUCUCAACUUUUACAAAAGAACGAUUCUCCAACUUGGACAUUUCAUCUGCAAUGGCUAUGGAGCUAGAAGAAGCAGAGGGGAAGACUGUAUUGUGCCUUCUGACGGACCCAGAUGGGACUCCAUUAGGAAGCUCCGUCUACCUUCCUCAGAACACUGAGCCGCAACACCUUCAACAAAUCGUCAAUCAGCUUCUUAAAAAUGAGGAGAGGCUACCUUAUGCUUUCUAUAUACAAGAUCAGGAACUUCUUGAGUCACUUGGAAAAUAUGCUGAGAAGAAGAAAAUUUCGGUGGAGAAGGUACUCAACAUAGUUUAUCAACCACAAGCUGUUUUCCGAAUUCGUCCCGUUCAUCGUUGCUCGGCAACAAUUGCUGGUCACACAGAAGCUGUACUCUCAGUUGCUUUUAGUCCUGAUGGCCAACAGUUGGCUAGCGGUUCUGGUGAUACAACUGUCCGACUAUGGGACCUUAAUACUCAGACGCCAUUGCACACAUGUACAGGACAUAAGAAUUGGGUCCUAUCUAUUGCAUGGUCACCUGAUGGUAAGCAUCUUGUUAGUGGCAGCAAGUCUGGAGAACUUCAAUGUUGGGAUCCACAGACAGGGAAGCCAUCAGGCCAUUCACUUGUUGGUCACAAGAAAUGGAUUACUGGAAUUUCUUGGGAACCAGUCCACCUUAGCGCUCCGUGUCGACGCUUUGUAAGUGCUAGCAAAGAUGGUGAUGCACGCAUAUGGGAUGUUACGUUGAGGAAAUCUGUUAUAUGUCUUAGUGGCCACACCCUUGCAGUAACUUGUGUAAAAUGGGGUGGAGAUGGUGUCAUAUAUACAGGCUCCCAGGAUUGUACUAUCAAAGUAUGGGAGACCACUCAAGGAAAACUAAUUCGUGAACUGAAGGGUCAUGGUCAUUGGGUUAACUCUCUUACAUUGAGUACUGAAUAUGUUCUUUGUACUGGAGCAUUUGAUCACACUGGCAAGCAAUAUUCGUCUCCAGAGGAAAUGAAGAAGGCAGCUUUGGAAAGAUAUAACAAAAUGAAAGGCAAUGCCCCUGAAAGAUUGGUUUCUGGAUCUGAUGAUUUUACUAUGUUUCUAUGGGAACCUUCUGUCAGCAAACAACCUAAAACUCGCAUGACAGGUCACUAACAGCUUGUAAACCACAUCUGCUUUUCACCUGAUGGGCAAUGGAUAGCAAGUGCCUCAUUUGAUAGGUCUGUCAAGUUAUGGAACGGUACUACAGGAAAAUUUGUUGCAGCAUUCCGAGGCCAUGUUGGCCCUGUCUACCAGAUCAGCUGGUCGGCAGACAGUAGGCUACUUUUAAGUGGCAGCAAAGAUUCAACUCUCAAGGUUUGGGAUAUCAGGGCACGGGCGCUAAAACAAGACCUUCCAGGCCAUGCAGAUGAGGUUUUUGCUGUCGAUUGGAGUCCAGAUGGUGGGAAGGUUGCUUCUGGUGGUAAGGAUAGAGUUCUGAAGCUAUGGAUGGGCUAGAUUAAUGGUAGGCCAUAGUACGAGCAACUACAUGAUUGAAAUACACAAUGGUAGUAAUUGUGCAUUGAAGUAUUUGGCACCGUAUACAUAAUGUAUACUAUACGACUACGGGGAUAUGAACAAGGAUUUGGGAAUCUAAGUAUCAGUCACAAGAAAGGUUGACAUGAAAAGCUCCUAAAUCAGAAUUAAAGUUUUUGAUGCAUUGGGUGCAAGCAUUCUGCGUGGUCGAGCAUUUUCGGAGCUGUCUGAUGUGGAAUAGCAGGGCAGUUAAGUUUUCUUCAUUAGAGUUGUGCCAUAAAGUAGUUUUAUAUAUUUCUUUCCUGAACUAAUAUUUGUUUUUGGUUAUAUUGGAGGGAAACGAACCCUGAACUAAUAUUUUACGUUAGUACUCUGGAAAUGUAUACCUGCAGCUGAUUCCGGUCUUCUGCUGUCAUGCCAAUAUAUGCUUAUAUCAUUUCUUAGCUCUCA